AUGGCCGCUCUAGUAGAUACACCCCGCAAGCUCUGGGAGCAUCCCAGCCCCCAAUCAACUCGAAUGGGAAUCUUCAAAUCCAAGCUCGAAAAGUCCAAGGGUGUCAAAUUUGCUAACUACGAUGCUCUCUAUCAAUGGUCGAUUCAGAAUCGCUCUGAAUUCUGGAGCAACAUCUGGGAAGAACUUCCUCUGAUUCACGAAGGACAGUAUACAAGUAUUAUUGAUGAAUCAACGCCCAUUCAAAAUAAUCCAGACUGGUUCCCAGGUGUACGGAUAAACUUUGCGGAGAAUGUCUUGUUCAGCACACCAAGCUACGCAGAUGCUAAGGCUGGCGUGCGCUCCAUAGUCGGAAAGGAGGAUUCCAAGAUUGCCGUGCACGAGGCUGUCGAGAGCAACCUCCAACCAGCUAAAGAUUAUACAUGGGGUGAACUCAGACGACAAGUUGGACUUUAUACACAGGCACUCAAAGCCGCGGGAGUCAAACGUGGGGAUCGAGUUGCCGUUGUGACUGGUAAUAGCAUCAAUUGUUUGCUCAUUUUUCUUGCGACGACUGCUCUGGGAGCUUUGGUAUCGACUACUUCGUCAGAUACGGGCACAAAAGGUAUAUUAGAUCGUUUGACGCAGAUUAAACCAAUUCUAGUCUUCAUGGACGAUGCAGCCGUCUACAAGGGCGAGAUAGUGGAUCUGCGUGGCAAAAUGACCGAGGUCGUAAAUGGGAUUCGUGGGACAUCGGAAUUCAAGGGAGCUAUUUCAAUACCCAGAUUACGAGGUCAGCCCAGAGACAUCAACGCUGUGCCACGUACCCAGGCCUUGGAAAAUUUCCUGUCUAAAGCACCUUCCGACAACUUGGAGUUUGUUCGUGUAGGGUUCCGUGACCCGUUCUUGAUUGUGUACUCCUCCGGCACUACUGGUCAACCCAAAUGUAUUGUUCACUCGACCGGAGGGGUGUUGAUCAACAUAGUCAAAGAGGCAAUACUGCAUCGAGACAUGAACGCGAAUAGCGUAAUGCUGCAAUAUACAACAACCGGAUGGAUCAUGUAUCUGACUUCAGUGGCUUCUCUACUCACGGGAUCGAAGAUCGUCUUAUAUGAUGGAAGUCCUUUCGCCCCAGAUGCCGGAUUUCUCGUCCGUCUUGCUGGAGAGCAAAGGGUAACACACUUUGGCAUCUCGCCUCGCUAUCUCCAAGAACUGCGCAAACAAAAUAUCCAGCCACGCAAAAUCGCCGACUUGAGCAACCUAUAUAUCGUUUCGAGUACCGGUAUGGUUCUAGCUGAUUCACUAUUUGAGUGGUUCUACGACGAAGGGUUCCCAGCUCACGUACAUCUCGGAAAUAUUUCUGGAGGAACUGACAUUGCAGCUUGUUUUGCUAUGGAUAACCCUAUUAGCCCGUUGUAUGUAGGAGGAUGCCAGGGCGGUGGAUUGGGCGUUCCCAUUGCAGUUUAUGGUCAAGUGGAUGAAGGCUUGGAAGGUGUCGAUGGCAAAGCUCUACCCGACGGUGAGUCUGGUGAAUUGGUUGCUACGGCUGCAUUCCCCAGUACUCCUGUGACUUUUUGGGGUGAGGAUGGGCCGAAGAAGUACUUUAACGCAUAUUAUGCCAGAUUCAACAAUGUUUGGACACACGGAGAUUUCAUCACCAUUCACCCCGUCACCAAACAAGUCAUAUUCUCCGGCCGGUCAGACGGUGUCCUCAACCCAUCCGGAAUUCGCUUUGGCUCCGCAGAGAUAUACAAUGUCCUCGAGACACAAUUUACGUCUGAUAUUCUGGAGUCCGUCUGCGUGGGACAGCGACGACCACAAGACCUCGACGAAUCGGUCUUCCUCUUCGUCCAGAUGCAACCAAACCGAAUUUUCACCGAGGCUCUGGUGCAGCGAAUUCGAGACGCAAUUCGUAAAUCGCUUAGUCCGCGACAUGUGCCCAAGUAUAUCUUUGAGACGCCUGGAAUUCCGGCGACUAUCACCGGUAAAAAAGUCGAACUUCCAGUCAAACACAUCAUAUCUGGAAAACGGAUCAAACCAUCAGGUACACUGGCUAAUCCUCAGAGUCUGGAUUUCUACUACCAAUUCGCUGAAGUAGAGAAGUUGGGCAAGGUGCGCGCCAAGUUGUAA
Messenger RNA from Talaromyces amestolkiae, 2106 nucleotides. RefSeq lists its product as uncharacterized. The record is from RefSeq and is a predicted model, not a curated record. Gene Ontology annotation, biological process: lipid metabolic process. NCBI's taxonomy places the organism in Eukaryota, Fungi, Ascomycota, Eurotiomycetes, Eurotiales, Trichocomaceae. Gene Ontology annotation, cellular component: cytosol. Gene Ontology annotation, molecular function: acetoacetate-CoA ligase activity. Bases 1 to 2106 code for a protein of 701 amino acids. The transcript is spliced from 5 exons.